Molecule: messenger RNA, 1647 nt
Organism: Cladophialophora carrionii CBS 160.54
Lineage: Eukaryota; Fungi; Ascomycota; Eurotiomycetes; Chaetothyriales; Herpotrichiellaceae
Exons: 2
Coding region: 1-1647 (548 amino acids)
Source: RefSeq, a predicted model, not a curated record
AUGGGCGAUCAGAUGGCAGAGCUUGGAGCAGUCGAUCACGAACCGGGACAUCAAGCGGUGGGUGACCGUUCGGCCACCCGGGAGAGAAGAAGGAGGGAUCUUGAAGCACAUUUGCAGGAGCAAGACGCUCCCGCUGUCUCUGGGAGCCUCCCCCAAACCAGCAGCCCGUCGAGCCUCAUGCGGAGCCGGCGGAGGGCCUUCCGACCAAGCGAACGCUUACAAAGGUAUCAGAGAGAAAGACUUGCUCAGAGUGGAAGAGGCACCGCUUCAGAGACACGUGUCUCGCCUCCUCACUUGUCACCUUCCUGGCAAGAGCAGUCCAUAAGCGACCGUGGCGAUCGACCGAGGGCAAAGCGAAGGAAGUUAGAUGACGGCACCUACGAAGAGGAGCCUCGAACUUUCAGCUACGGCGACAAAGGUCAAGUGGUUUCGGGGGAAUUGAAGUUGGACAUCAUCAGUUGCGAUGGUGGAGAGUAUUCGGAUCCUCACACGCCGAUUAACUCCUACCCGCAGAACGUGCUCCAAGAUGACACUACCGUCUACUGCACCAAAAGCAACCGAUGUAACCUCUUGUUGAAGCAUAUUGGUGGGAUGCCCUUCACCUUGACCAAGAUAGUCGUCAAAGCACCACGAUCAGGGUACGAUGCACCUAUUCAGGAGGGACUUGUCUUUAUCGCAAUGGAAGAUGACGCACUUCUCGAGCGGACUUCUCAAUACGAUAUGCGCUGGUCCGCCCCUCAUUAUCGUCACGAACGGCGUAGGGGAGACCGAUACCGGCCCUCUCAUGACUAUAUGAAUUCCGCUAGAUCUCCUCUAAGAUCGAUCGACCGUUCGAGGUAUCUCAGCUCUCCCACGUACCCGGAGGAUGAUCCAUUGCUCGAAACCCACUUAGUCCCAGGCUUCCAGGUGACAGUUGCAGACCCUUCCGACGAGGAAGAGGCGGCGGACGGUCCGCCUUCACCACGCCCUUGGCAUGAUGAUGAAUAUUCACUGAGGUCGUAUGUCGAUCGAUAUCGACCCGUUUACCUUGGAGAUGAGGGGAAUAAUGGCCGCCCCUGGACAAACUCCAGCGACUCGGAAGGCUCGGAACGAGAUAUACCGCGGGAAACCCGGGGGCCCAGUGAAAGAGAGCGCUUUCAUCGACAGCAGCGCGAUCUCGAAAACACGCUGGCUCAUCGAAACCGCAUGCUGGAUCUCAUGCGAGCCCAGCAAAUCCGUGAGAGUGAUGAGUUCUUUGGGCGCCAUGGUCGCGACCACGAUCAAGAGUUGUCCUACCUCCGUCGUCCAGUUUUCGGUAGGACUGGUUCACGAGCAGCUACAAUUGCUAUUGGGGCCCUCGAUCCAGUUCGGUCCCCAGACGAUCAGUCCAACGCAACGACACCAUUUGAGACUCCGGCUUCCAAACCCAUUCCAAAUCGAGCAGAAUCUAGUUCAUCCGCCAAAGGUGAUGUUAUUGUGCCCCAUGCUCGCUUCUUUAUAAGCCGAAGCAAGUCGAGCACAGCGAUCAAGUUUGAUCCUCCAGUCUCUGGCCGCUAUAUUCUGGUGAAACUAUGGGCGCAGUGUCCCAACGCCAAUAUCGACAUACAGGCUAUCCUUGCACAUGGGUAUGGCGGUCCUCGAUUCUUCCCGGCUCUAGAAAUGAGAUGA